Molecule: messenger RNA, 1404 nt
Organism: Parastagonospora nodorum SN15
Lineage: Eukaryota; Fungi; Ascomycota; Dothideomycetes; Pleosporales; Phaeosphaeriaceae
Exons: 3
Coding region: 1-1404 (467 amino acids)
Biological process (GO): proteolysis
Cellular component (GO): fungal-type vacuole
Molecular function (GO): aspartic-type endopeptidase activity
Source: RefSeq, a predicted model, not a curated record
AUGCAGGUGCGCAAAAACCAGCAAGUAGCUUUUGCUGCGCUUGCAUCUCUCUUUACAUUUGCAUCCAGCUCGCCAACCCAUCCACUCUCGCCUCGCGAUGCGGCUGUCUUAUCCAGCAACCAUGCUCUGUCACUCCUAGCGCGUGGUAUACCUGUAGUAGGAUCCAAGGUUCCCCUCAAACUGCAUUCUAAUCAUGUUGCUGGUACACAACUCGCAAAACGCCAGGGUGGCGCACCAUUUCGUACAAUCGCGGCCGGAGCGAACUAUGCGAUUGACGUGAUCAUCGGUACAGAGACGCUUCAGCUUUUGUUUGACACUGGAAGCAGCAGUUUUUGGGUACCAGAGGCCGAUUUUGUGUGUGUAGACAAGGUUGGCAAGCAACAAUCUCAGUCCACUUGUGGAUUUCCAAAAUAUGGCCUCAAAAGCUUUUCCGGUGGCCAAAUCCCGGACCAAAACUUUAACGUGACAUAUGGCGGGGGGGAAUUCGCGACUGGUAACGUGGGUCUCGAAUCCGUCGGCCUCGGAGGUGUGACCGUCAAGAAUCAGAAGAUGUCGCUUGUCAACAGGACCCAUUGGGUGAGCGCAGGCAAUCUGACUAGUGGGCUUAUUGGCUGGGGACUCGGUGCCACCACCGCCAUCUACGAGGGCGUGGAUCCGUCCCAAGACGGCGGAAAAAAGGCCAUAUUUGUCAAACCAUGGCUGGAAACCGCCUUCGAACAAGGCUUGGUCGCAAAACCCAUAUUCUCGGUUGUCCUAGGCAAGAGGGGUAAAACCGAUCCGGACCUAUCAGCCGUUGGAUUUCUUACGAUAGGAGGCGCGCCAUCGUCAUCGUCGUUGCCGCUCACGGGUGUAUACGCUACCACGCCAAUCCUUAAGGAGACAUUCGAUCAUUUUCAACUAGAGAAUGAGUAUGUUCAUUAUGUUGUUCGACCUGACGGAUUCACUGUCAAUGGAGAAUUUGUUGCCUGGGCACCAGGUACCUCCGUCGGCACCCAUUACGGCGACAGUCAAGAAAGAUUCACGAUCGUAGACACCGGUACCGCACUCUCCAGACUCCCGAAGGCCCUUGUAGACACAAUCGCCGCAGCCUUCAGCCCUCCAGCUUUCUUCAGCCAAGAUAACGGGCAAUGGGAGGUUUCGUGCAAUGCUACGACACCUUAUGUCGCUAUUCGCAUUAAUGGGACUGACCUUCCCUUUGCCUUAUCAGAUGUUCUGGUCGACGGCACUUUUGGCGUAGUAGACUCGCAGAAGCAGAUCUGUGUAAUGGGCUUCCAAGAACCGCCAACUCCGCCCUGGGGUGGCGAGCUGCCGUAUAUCCUCGGAGCCAACUUUCUGAGAAAUGUACUGGCGAUCCACGACAUUGGGAACAAAGCAAUGACGUUUGGUGCGCUAAAGUGGGAAUGA